UUGAACCACUCACGUGCAGAGAUCCGCAAAAUUCUCUCACCGGGACAUGGCCAGCAACAACAGCACAGCGGCGAGUGGAUUGCCCAACGCUCCACAGAGUUUCUCAACUGCUGCCGCGAGAUUCUUCCAGUCUUCGACGUGCUCGGCCCGAAUCUGUUCUCUCCAAUGAAGAAGGACCUCGAGGGCAAUAUCAAUACCUUGCAGAAGACAUACGAGAAGGACCCGCCUGCUUCAGAAUACCUGCUGGCUAUGAUCCAGCGCGAAAGGGACGCAGGAAAGACUGAAGCCACGGUAGCUCUCCUGUGGCUCAAAAGGACCUUCGAGUUCAUCAGUGCCUUCUUGAAGCAAAUACAAGAAGGAAACGAAAAUAUGGUGCAGGCUGCUCGAAUUGCGUACGACGCCACCAUAAAGAAAUACCACAACUUCAUUGUUCGCGGGGUUUCUGCGAUGAUGCUCAACGCAAUGCCACGGUUCUCAAAGUUCGUAGAAGACAUGGCACCGUCUCCUGAGGACUGGAAGCACCCUGACUAUAUGAGACAGUUGCUUGCGCAAUGUGCUGAAUAUAUCACGGCCCUCACGAAGGUCCUCAAUGACAUCGAUGAGUUCUACAAACGUUCGAAUCUCGAUGUGGAUUGAUCUUCAAAACUGAUUGUAUGCUCCCACCUACUGUGGUCACAAGUUAUAUUUGGUGCCAAAAGUU
Ornithodoros turicata is the source of this 700-nucleotide messenger RNA. Its product is annotated as pleckstrin homology domain-containing family A member 8-like. Gene Ontology annotation, cellular component: cytoplasm. The transcript has 2 exons. Gene Ontology annotation, biological process: intermembrane lipid transfer. The record is from RefSeq and is a predicted model, not a curated record. NCBI's taxonomy places the organism in Eukaryota, Metazoa, Arthropoda, Arachnida, Ixodida, Argasidae. Gene Ontology annotation, molecular function: lipid transfer activity. Bases 166 to 636 code for a protein of 156 amino acids.